UCAUUUUUAUGGCGAAUAAACCUGUGUAAUAAUGAACGCAAUGUCCCUCUCCAUGCAGUUUGCCCUGGAGAGGACCUCCAAUCCACCUUGGUCCUGCCAAGUUUAAGUGGCAGCAGAUGCGCUUUUCCAACUUUAAGAUAAAAAAAAUUCAGCUCCUACUUUAAAGUAAAGCUCCUACCAUAUGUCAAUAGCCAAGUCUUUUUUUUUUUUUCUUGCCAGCACACCGGAAUAAGUAGCGACAUAAGUGUGGCUAGUGUAAGCUAGAAGUGACUGUGAUGAAGAACACAGUGAUCCCAUCACGAAACUGUCUGUGACCGCUUAGCCUUUCCAUCGUCCCGGGAGACAGGAGGAAAUGACAUUAUCUGUUCAGCGCCACUGUUCCUACCAGAGGAAAUAGAAUAGAAGCGUGGGUACUGCCAACAAGGUUGUUGAUGCCAGUUACAGUCAGCGCAGAUAGAAUUACUUGUGAAUCUGAGUAUUUAAGAAGAAUUGAUUACAUUUCCCACUCUAGCACCGACGAGUUGGCUUUUCUUUACUGAUGUGAGCUUUCACUCUCUUAGAUCAAUGUGUGUAUGAAAAUGCACUGUGUCCAUUAGUGUGUGUUUGCCAUCACACACACUCUAAACCCUCUUAUCCCUCCUCUGAGGGCACAGCUUAGUGUAAACAAAGGGAAGAGGCAGAGGGAAUUAUUGUCAAUCCGGGGGAGAUCUGCGAGUCAUUUACAAAACAUAAUUCAUUUCAAGCAUAUUAUCCCCACCAAAAAAAUAAUGGACUUAAACACUGCGACUGUUGACAGAUUAUGACACAUUGCAGUUCAUUAAAUACUAAUAAACGCUGGGGUGUCGCUGUCGUUUGGUCUACCAGCUUGAAGCUGUUGAUUGCCACUACCAUUUGGAGUUUAUUGUCAAGCUAACCAUAAAAGAAAGACUUACACGUUGUGUAUUAGAAACAACCAUGGCCUCAGUACAGUAUAUUGUAUGCAGAGCCUCAAACCCGACACGGGGUUGCAGUUUUUCCGUUGCAGCCCACCAGUAAAUGUGCGGUGCAGUGCUCGAUCUCUUGGUGUGUCGACUGUAUUUUUUUUUUAGUUGUCCAGUUCAGUUGCUCUUGGCCGUGUCGUUUGGUGUGUGGCAGGCCCUAAAGCUGUAAUGAACAUUACAUAAUAAUGUAUUUUAGACAAGGAGAAAAUAGCAUGUCGUUCCUACGCCAGGGCUAUAACCCUAUGUUCCGUUCUACUGGAAGUAACUGUACACAAUUCUAUGUUUGGAAGAGCAGCUUCCAUGUUAGUCAGAAGCCCUUGUGUACUGAAUUUCGUGCAUCUGCACUGACACUUGUUGACAAGCUUUUACAGUAUUUCCCAACAAGAAAAAGCAUGACAUUAACUUGACCGGGAUCCAUGGGAAUGUGAAUAGGUGUAGCUCGAAUCCGCAGCCUUUACCUUUACAAAUUCCACUGUUUCUCCUUUUUGUCUAAACAAGGCACUUGAAGAUUUCAAUGCGGAAAAGCACAUUUUAUAACAUUUGGUGCAUUGCUGUACAGUGGUGUGAAACAAUGUUAUUCCACUGGGUGUUGUUGAUCUUAAGUCGCUUCCUGAGUGAGGACGUUCGUGUACCACUUUGACCUUAUCAAGUGAUGGAUUACUGCAGACACACAACAGUGUCCUCUAGCUUAAGACCAGAGCUAGAACCAAAGAGAAGAAGUAUUAUAAACAUCGUUUCACAUUCGUAAACACGCCAUGUCCACAGUCUGUUUACAUUCAGAGCACUUUUAACCUAACUAAUAUGUUCUCUUUUCCCAUUUUGUCUUUCAUUUCCGGCUGGCCCUUCAUCCCCUCAUCAACAGUGAUGGCUUCCAAAGGCAAAGUCAGAGGCAUCAGCGGUCAGCAUCCCCUGGUUCAGAAUGUCACCGUGACAGAGGGCGGGACGGCCAACAUGACAUGUCGCGUGGAGUACAACGACAACACCUCCCUCCAGUGGUCGAACCCAGCACAGCAAACUCUCUUCUUUGGCGACAAGAAAGCUUUGAGAGACAACAGAAUCGAGCUGAUCCGUGCGUCGUGGUCAGAGUUGACCAUCAGCAUCCAUGAUGUCACGCUGUCAGAUGAGGGCAUGUACACCUGUUCUCUCUUUACCAUGCCCAUCAAAACAGCCAAAGCCUACCUGACAGUCCUCGGUGUGCCGGAGAAGCCCAAGAUCGAGGGCCUGUUGAAGCCCGCCUUGGAGGGCGACCACAUCACUCUGACCUGCAUGACUCAUGGCAGCAAGCCUGCUGCCGACUUGCGCUGGUUCAGAAAUGAAAAGGAGGUCAAAGGUGCCAAGGAGGUGAACGCCAGCGGGAAGACUUUUACAGUGCGCAGCUCGCUGCAGCUGCGCGUGGACAGAUGUGACGACGGAGUGGCAUAUACUUGCAGAGUGGACCACGAGGCGCUCACGCAGACGCCACAGCAGACCACCGAAGUGCUGGAGGUCCACUAUGCUCCUCGGGUGGAGAUCGUCCACUCUCUUGCGGUCCCUCAGGAGGGUCAAUACCUAAAACUGGACUGUGUGUCCCAAGGAAACCCUUCGCCAGAUCCUGUGAUGUGGACAAAAGAUGGCGUGGAACUUUCAGACCUGGGCAGGGUGAUUGUGGAGGGUCGGGAGCUCACAUUUACGUCACUGAACAAGACGGACAACGGCACCUACCGCUGUGAAGCCAGCAACCAUCUCGGAACCAGCAGCGCUGAAUAUGUACUCUAUGUGUAUGAAGAACCCACCACCCUGCCUCCAUCCACCACACCCCCCUUCCAUCCAAUCCCCCCAGAUUCCACUGCUCUAGUAGGCACCCACGCUUCAGACCCCACAGUCACUGGAAACAGAGAUCCCAACGCUGUGGGCCAUCACGGCACGGACCACGCUUUGAUCGGAGGAGUGGUGGCUGUGGUGGUCUUUGUCACCUUGUGUUUAAUCAUUGUUCUGGGAAGAUACCUGGCCAGGCAUAAAGGAACGUAUUUGACAAACGAGGCCAAAGGAGCGGAUGACGCGCCCGACGCCGACACGGCCAUCAUCAACGCCGAGGGCAACCACGCACACGCCGAAGAAAAGAAGGAGUACUUCAUCUAGACUGUAGAGGGUGCACCCUUUGCCAUCCGUCCCUCUGUCUUUUUUUUUAAUUAUUAUUAUUUUUUUUUUAUUUUUAUUAAUUUUUUUUUUGCCUGUCUCCAACCUGCGACCACUAGCGACAGAGGCGGCGCACAGACGGAGAGGAUCCCACGGUGUUCGCCCUCUUUUUGGCUUCAUCUUCAUCUUUGUCUUAAUCAUUCGGCGGCCGUUUUUCGCAGGCAUCGCUGCCAAAGUUCAUUUGUAUUUUUGCCCCUCGACCCUGGAAAUCUGGAAACCUACCAUGACUGCUAAGUUCGUACACCCCCAAGUCAGACACCUGAACACACCACCAUGAGCCCUGCCACUCCCUUAUGCUGACGCAUACCCCCCCACUCCUCACACACACAAACACAGACACACACACUCUCACAAACACUCACACAUAUAUCUCACAUCAACACGGUGCCUAAAAAUACAGUCGCCAUUGAACUCGUGUCAAUGCCUUCAUGUAUCAGUCAGUAGCAUUGUAAAUGCUUUUGUAGAUGGUCACUCGGACGGACUAUCAUCCCAUUGCUUAGCUCACAGCAUUGUGUUUUUGAAUUUUUUUUUAUUUCAAUGAUCAUCUGUGCUAUUUUGCGCCUUAUACAUAUCUACCACACUCAAUAUGGUACUUCUUAGAUGAUCCCUCCUUCUUUAAAUAGACUUGUAAUUAAAACGACGAGCGAUGUAAGAUAAGAAGAAGGCUUUGUGUGACACUCGUGUAGGAAGGUUGCUCAGAUACGUGUAUAGUUAGUAGAGCUGGGGUGUAGUGUGCAUUUGUUUAGAGCUGAGAAUACACACCAAAAAAUAUUUAGCAAACAAUGCUAGAUGAGACAUUUCAUUUAUCGAGAAUAAUAGGACGGCAUUUUCUAAAUCUGCUAUACUGAUCUACUUUUUGUGUAUAUUCCUGCACUCAUUGGCCUUUUUUAUUGUCCACAUGAUGGCUUCAGGUCGACUAGCUGUAUAAAUUGUAUUUAAGUUAGUAAAAGCUUUUAUGUCAUAAUGAGAAGAGAAAGAAGAAGAUCCACAGAAAUGUAAAAUUAGGAAAUGAGUCAAAAAGAGUGCAUUAGUUACAUUAUGUACAGGGAUUUUGUGAUGAAUGCAUUUCAUUUCUGUAAAUUCUGCUUUGAUGUGCACUUCAACUAGCAGAUGGAUUGUGAAGAAUUUUGUUUUUUAUGGAGAAUACAAAUUAACUUUUAAUAGGGAGAUGUAAAAAAAGUUAAGCAAACGUUCAAAAGUGAGUAUUUUACAUUAGCACGUGUCACUGUACAAGUAUGUAUUACACAAGAUGGCGCUCAGAAGGCGCAGGAACACUUGUAUUAAUGUGAAGUAUUUACAUUUGAAUCCCCCACAGAGAAGCACUCCAAAAAAAUGUCACCCAAAAAAAAAAUCAUAAUUCCCUUGUGUUACUUUACAACUCGGUUCUUGUGAGAACAGGCUCUCCAUUUAUAUAAUAUCUUGCAGUUAGCAAAGACCUCCUCACUUAAACGCUGUAUUAAGCAGUGUGUUGUUGGCAUGACGCUCACUCAGUGGAAAUCCACUUUUUCCCAAACGAUCAAACGUUAGGGGAAACAAAAAAGCAUAAGAUGGAGUCGUUGUGUUCCAUUGCAAACAACUCAUUUGCCUUGGGCGUGGUUCUUUUAUUCAAACCGACAGUGGAAAGAGGACAAAUCUUUGUUUCCAAAAUGUGAAAACAGAUGGGGGAAAAAAAAAACUAGCAUUUUUCUUUGAAUGGUUUUAAACUCCCUGCUGUGUAGUGUGUCUGCUAAAACGUGUUUGAUUGUGAAAAUUGCUAUUGAAUUCCAGCUCUCCUGUAAUCUUUUUGUAUAUUAGCAACUUUAUCUGUUUUGUUCAUUGUGUUUUUUUUGUUUUGUUUUUUUAAUAUACUUUGGCCAAUUUUUGCAUUUUGUUUUGGCACAAGGUAUAUAAAUAAUGUGUGGCAAACUAAAGUUGGUAAAAACACAUUGGCCUCUUUUUCCUAUUUUAAGAGAACAGGGAGGAUGUUUCAAAAUGUAACUUAAUAGUGGAUGUGGAAAUUUACCAGACAAUUAAUAGAUUUUUCUUUUUUAAACGUCUCUCUGAAUGUUCUGAAGUCCUGUCUCAAUGCCAGAGACGUAUUUAGCAGCGUAAGGAUGUAGCCCAACUUCCCAUCGCUGUUGUAUAGUUCGUGUUCAUUUGACCAGUGUUUUCCACCCUUCAUUAAGCCACGACAUAUUCGACAUGAGAAAAAUCUCAUGACACACCGCCAAACAAAUGUUAUAAAAAGUAAAAAUACUGCAAUAAUGACAAUCUUGUCUAAAUUUACUCACAAAUGUAGUGAUUAGUUGAACAAAAACCUAUUUUAGCGUUGUAUGAAUGGCGACACAGGUUAAUUGUGUCUUCUGCCAUCUAGUGGAAGAGCAUUUAAUUGUUCUGCCUGUCACUAUACAUUGGUGGAAUAGCUAGACGAACAAAAAUACAUUAUUUGUAAUAAAUUAAUGAUAGUUUUUAUGACCAAUUAAGUGAAAUUGAAUUAACACCGAAGCAACAGCGCCUCUUGCAGGCAAGUAGUGUACCCCAUUUUACCUCCAUUUCAUCAAAUUGACAACAGUUAAUCAAAAAUCGCGGCACGGUGGGCGACUGGUUAGAGUGUCAGCCUCACAGUUCUGAGGACCGGGGUUCAAUCCCCGGCCCCGCCUGUGUGGAGAUUGCAUGUUCUCCCCGUGCCUGGGUUUUCUCCGGGCACUCCGGUUUCCUGCCACAUCCCAAAAACAUGCGUGGUAGGUUAAUUGAAGGCUCUAAAUUGCCCGUAGGUGUGAAUGUGACUGCGAAUGGUUGUUUGUUUAUGUGUGCCCUGCGAUUGGCUGGCAACCAGUUCAGGGUGUACCCCGCCUCCUGCUCGAUGAUAGCUGGGAUAGGCUCCAGCACUCCCGUGACCCUUGUGAGGAUAGGCGGCUCAGAAAAUGGAUGGAUGGAUGGAUAAUCAAAAAUCAAUUCCACACAUUCGACAGAACUGAGUGAUCGACUGUUAUUCCCAUCUAUGGGUAUUGAACUCAUCAACAUAAUUACUUAAUUGAUUGAGAUGGCAACAAUUGAAAAACUUACAUCAAUAAUACAGCAAGUCAGCACCUGACUUAGUCACGUCGCCUAUUGUGUGAAAGACAUUGUGCAAACAGUUUAUUAAUCAAGCAAGAUGGAGGCAAUUGUUACCAAGGGCAAUGGAACAGUUAGCUCAGCUGUCUCCAAUUUGGUGACCAAUUUCCAGCAUUAUGCAAAUACGGUCAGAGUGAACUCAAACACUGUCGCGCCGUCUCCUUGAGUGGAACAUAACACUCACUUACAUUCUCAGCAACGCAGACAGCUGUGUGUGCUAGAUUAAUCAGUGAAGGCUAGGUUGGGUUAAGGAAAAGGUCAUUAUUCUGGUGCAGUUGUUAGUCGGAUUUAAAGCAGAAAAGAAAUCUGUUGUACCAAAAACUAUGAUCUCAAAAUGUUCUGAUAGCAUUUCAUACACUCACAAACAUCUUUAAACAUUGCUGUAUUCUUAAAAAUGCAGGACUGUGGAGUACAGGAAAUAUCUUACAGGAAAUCACCUAACCCCCUCCCCCCCAUUUUGUGCGUUAUUAGAGGCAACGACUAAAUAUUUUUCCUGAACAUUUUGGCCGAUUUCAAAAUGUACUAUAUCAGUUGUACAGGUUCCACACUACAUUAUUUACUGUAAAAACACUCAGCAGUCUAACAUUGUUUUUACGAGCGAGCACUGCACACAACUCUAAAAAAAAUAACACGUGUCCAGGCUGGUCCACCAAUAUUUGAGAUGAUUUAAGUCAGUAAGUGUUGUGAGGUUGCCUUGGCAACGCUAGUCUCAUUACCAUUCAGUGCAUCAUCAUUUUUAAAGAUCUUUUACAGUACAAUUACAGCAUACUGUGAACUGUUAUUGGCAAAUAAAAAGGCACAGUUGCGGGUUAAAGCCAAAGGCAGAGCCACAAAUCUCACUUCUUCACUGCCUUUCUGUCUAUUCAUCAACAUGAUACCACUUCCACGUGUGCAUCCAUUUGUUGCGUGUAAUGUUUUGGAGACGGGACAGGAUGAAGUGAGUCACAACUUGGGAAAUGUUCAAUAAAUCCGCUUUUAUCUUUGCCUGUCACCGCUGAGGCUUGUUGAUUUAAAAGUGUAAAGUGCUGUUUACAGGCUGUCCACUUCGCAUCCUCACUACAAUGUUGCUGUUCUUUAAACCAUGUGUGUGUGUGUAUGUGUGUGUGUGUGUGUGUGUGUACACGAUUCAUUUCAUUUUCAUUUUCUUUUUUUUUUUUUUAAUCACAAACACCGUCAGUGUUUUAUACAAAGAAUGGUCAAAAUGGAUGACAGUUUUGAAAAUGCCAUUUCACAACAAUGAAAGAUGGUUUUUUUUGUACUAAAUGAAAACAUGUAAUUAAAACAUAGCGUUAGCCUAAUAGCAUAAUUGCCUUAGUGAUACUCAAAGUGUGGUACUAUUACCACUAGUGGUAUGCGAAACAAUCACUCAAAUAAAUGUUCAAAUUGUGAAUAAUGUUACAGUGGUUUCAACUUUUUUUUUUUUUAAUCCAGUGCAGUACAUUGGUUGAGAGCAGUCAUUCAUGAAGUAGUUUUUAUUAUAUUUAAGUGCAGUGUUAAUGUUCAAACUGUGCAUAAUGCUUACAAUAAUAUAUACUAAUAAUAAACUAUAACUUUUUUGGAAUAAAACCUCUUGUUUUUGAUUAAUUAUUUUAACAUUUGUCAUGAUGUUGGUACUUUGAGAGUCAAGCAUUUUUUUUAGGUGUUACUUAGUUUAAAAAGUUUGAGAACCACUGGCCAAAGUCGUUUUUAACUUAAUGUAGCGAACAUUCCUGCAAAAAAAAAACAUUUCUUUAUGUAUUAAGAUUUUCUGUCAUCCAGGUCAUGGUAAUCCACAAAGGUUAAAUUGAGGCAACUGGACUCUUCUUGUGUAUUGAAUUAGUUUUUUUUUUUCAAAAAAUAUUCAAAAAUGGCAUAGGCAAAUAUGCUAUUAGGCUAAGGACAAGUCAGUGUCCCCUAAAGCAUUUUUUAUGGUUUUUGGGCUUCUGUCACAUGUAAAUAAUCAUUUCUGACAUGAUGAUGAUGAGGUAACUUUUUUUUUUUUUUUUUUUUUUACUCCUACUUGUCAUUUCAACAGGCUAACUCACUCUGAAUGAUGAGUUCAAGUGCAGCUGUAUGAGAUCUGGGGUCAGUUUAAUGAACUACUUUGUGGCUUUUUUAAACAAAGCUUUAACCCUCUUAACCCCUCGCUAUCUAAUGCAUCAUUUCCAUGAGUCAUCACUGGCCUUUUAUUUACCCGGGCAGCAUGAUGUUAUUGGAAAAAUACAAAGUUAUGCAAUCAUGCAGUCGUUCAAGCUCGAAGUUUUUUUUUGUUUGUUUGUUUUUUUAUCAAAAAUACUGUCGUUAUUAUAUGUAGUAACUCUGGCACAUAAAUACAUAUAUAGCUCUGAAAUCAUUGUCCAAAUUUGCUCCAUUCUGCAUUGUACAGCCGUCUCAUACAGUAUGGUGGUUUUGGACAAAUUUUUAUUUUGUUCUUAACUUUCGUUGUUUUAGUGACUUUAAUUUCAUGGUACUCGAAAAUCAUGACCCUCCGAUCACAACACAUGAAGUACAUUUGUUCUUUUUCUUUGUUAAAAAUAUUUUAUUACUGGUUGAGUUAUCAUUCAAGCUGUUUGUUUUGCAUCUCAGUAAUAUAUUGGUGUCAUUUUAAAAAUACUUUUUUGCACUUUUUAAACAUAGACCGAGUGGGCCCUCUGUUGUGCGAGGAAUAUCUCACUUACCGGUAACUUCAUUCUAUCCUCUCACUGCAAUGUUACAUCACCCAAAAGAAGACGUGAAAUGGAAAAAAAAAGUAUCAACUUUCUUCACUAUGUUGUUUAAAUCCAGCUGUUGCGAAGUGCACAUCUUUACGUCAUUAAGUGUGUAGUUGUGCUGCACUGUCACUCACUACGCUGCGAACACUAAAGGGCAGAAUUCCCGUGACAGACAUGUUUGUGCAGCUUCUUGGUGAAAUCAUAGGUUUUAUGAUUAUUCAUAUUCUAUUGAGCAGUCAUGAUGGUGUCCAUAGCACCGUGACCCAGGUGUGUUUUCUCCCAUUGUCUGUGGGAUUGAUUUAUUUAAUUUAGAGGUUCCUUCUCAUGUAUGAAAUUGAAUUGUUGAAUAAAUAGUUGCCAAAACUCCUGA
Phyllopteryx taeniolatus (common seadragon) is the source of this 9308-nucleotide messenger RNA. It is a transcript of the gene cadm2a, whose product is annotated as cell adhesion molecule 2a. Bases 1782 to 3098 code for a protein of 438 amino acids. Lineage: Eukaryota; Metazoa; Chordata; Actinopteri; Syngnathiformes; Syngnathidae. The transcript is spliced from 11 exons. The record is from RefSeq and is a predicted model, not a curated record.